AUGCUAGCAGCAGCACGAGCAGAACUUGCGUCUGGUGAUUCAGGCGCUGGGCAAAAUGGUACCUCCACAAAACCCCCCAAGAAGCGCGUCCGCAAUUUCACGGCAGAUGAUCGAGCUGCACAUCGCAUCUUUGAGAAGAAACGCCGGGAGCUAUUUCGAGAGCGCCUCAAUGACUUGGCGAAAGAACUGCCUGCGCUAGCUGGGAAGAACCCCGCCAGGCUGUCAAAGCACGACGUGAUUGAUGAGAGCAUAAACCGUCAUCAGCUAGAGCGCGGUGCCUGCCUGGAUGUGAUACAAGCUUAUAGAGCUUUGCUUCAGGAGCGGGAUGACUUGCUGGGCGAGGUCAAUACCUGGCGAGCUACUGCUGCGAUGCCUAAACGUCAUGCUACGAGCAACCAGAUGAACCUUGAUGAGCUGGGCAAGCUGGAGACCAGAGUUCGAGGUCAACAGCCAGAAGUCAUUCGCGCAGAUGUCCAAGAGUUGGCUCCGGUGGACACAAGCUAUACCAUCGUCAACGAUCUGACUUCCCAGCCUUCUUUCUCCCCUCCGACCAAUUCUAUUCAUCCAGCACCAGUACCCCACCCAGCCUUACUAGGCACCGAAGAGUCCAGUCUGAUUCAAAACUCGUCAUUUGAUCCAGCUGGACCCUUACCUCAUUCUGAUGAGCUCAUCAACCAGACUAUGGCUCUGAUGGAGACGCAACAUUUACCAAAUCAAGUUAUGAUGAUGCCACUAAAGAAUAUGACGGAGCCCACUGUGGAUGCAAUCGUAGAGCCACAACUGGAGAAUGGCAGGCCAAUCUCUAACAUGCACGACUUCCUUACGGACACCUCAGGCGAUCACAUCUCUCUCACAGGCUGGAAUACCGACUUUCCUCUUUCAGCGAUGGACUUUGGGCCAGACACGACACUUCAACAAUAUUGUUUCUAG
Messenger RNA from Fusarium subglutinans, 930 nucleotides. Its product is annotated as isoflavone reductase like P3. The coding region runs from base 1 to 930 and encodes 309 amino acids. Gene Ontology annotation, molecular function: protein dimerization activity. The record is from RefSeq and is a predicted model, not a curated record. The transcript has 2 exons. Lineage: Eukaryota; Fungi; Ascomycota; Sordariomycetes; Hypocreales; Nectriaceae.